This is a messenger RNA of Rana temporaria (common frog), 3145 nucleotides long. RefSeq names its product RNA polymerase-associated protein LEO1-like. Gene Ontology annotation, biological process: transcription elongation by RNA polymerase II; positive regulation of transcription elongation by RNA polymerase II. Gene Ontology annotation, cellular component: nucleus; Cdc73/Paf1 complex. The record is from RefSeq and is a predicted model, not a curated record. Gene Ontology annotation, molecular function: RNA polymerase II C-terminal domain phosphoserine binding. The transcript has 12 exons. NCBI's taxonomy places the organism in Eukaryota, Metazoa, Chordata, Amphibia, Anura, Ranidae. Bases 62 to 2185 code for a protein of 707 amino acids.
CUACUACUUCCGCUUUCACGACGCUUCCUUCGCUUUGCGGCAGCCGCGGCGGGUCCCAGCUAUGGACGCGUUGGAGGGUCUGUUCGGUAGUGAUGCCGAGUCUGAGCCCGAGCCCGAGCAGAAAGCGGACGAUUCAGAUUCUGGGUCCGGCUCUGAUUCAGAACCAAGGAACGUUGGCUCGGUUAGUAAUCAUUCUGGAAGUGACAGUGAACGGGACGACGAUGAUGAUGAUGAACAUUCCGCCGUGAAACCGAGCAAUAAAGAAUUGUUUGGUGAUGACAGUGAGGACGAAGCUGGCUCUCAGCACAGCGGUAGUUACAAUCGCUCAGAGAGAUCGGAUAAUCCGUCCGAAGGCAGCGUUCACUCCGAUCAGGGAAACGAUCAGUCGGAUGCUGAACAGCAUAGCGGUUCUGAAAAUGAUCACGAUGAAGACAACAAGGAAGAUGGGGGGCACAAAUCCGAUCACAGUAGCCGUCACUCAGAUGCUGAAGGCUCAGAAAAAGAAGCUCAUUCUGAGGAUGAAAAGUGGGCCAGGGAUGAUAAAAGUGAUCAAUCGGACGAAGAGGAAAAAAUGCAGAACUCAGAUGAUGAGGUCCAACAUUCCGAUGAGGAUGGUAACCGAUCAGAUGACGAGAUAACCAGGCAGUCUGAUGGAGAAGACCGUGAAAAAGACCACUCUGAUGGUGAAGAUCACAGGCAGCAGCAUUCAGAUGAUGAGGACAAUGAACACAGACGAUCUGAUUAUGAGAGGCAGCACUCUGAUGGAGACGACCAUCAGCGAUCAGAUGAAGAGGAGCUAAAGAUUCAACAUUCAGAUGAUGAAAUGGAGCGACAGAGAUCAGAUGACGAGCGACAGCACUCGGAUGAUGAAGAUCGGGAGCACAGACAGUCAGACGAUGAACCACGUCAACAUUCAGAUGAUGAAGAAAUUGAGCGCCAUCGAUCAGACGAUGAGCCACAGCAUUCUGAUGGUGAAGAACAAGAGCACAAAUCAGUGUCUGGUAAAGGAAGUGAUAGUGAAGAGGAGAUUGUUCAUAGGAGGCAUAAGAAGGCAAUCGCGUCCGACUCUGAUGAUAGUGAUGCAGAAGGCGGUAAAGGGGAGAAAAAAGAAGAAGCUGCUGAUCUCUUUGGUGAUGCGGAUGACAUUUCUUCUAGUGAUGGAGAAGGAAAGCCUCCCACGCCUGGACAGCCCAUGGAUGAGGAUGGAUUAGAUCGAGACCAGCCAGAGGAAGAACCUGCUCCUGAAACCAGAAUAGAAGUAGAGAUCCCCAAAGUGAACACAGAUCUCGGGAAUGACUUGUAUUUUGUCAAGCUUCCCAACUUUCUCAGUGUGGAGCCCAGACCCUUUGACCCUCAAUAUUAUGAAGAUGAAUUUGAGGAUGAAGAGAUGUUGGAUGAAGAGGGUAGAACUAGGCUGAAAUUGAAGGUUGAAAACACAAUCCGAUGGAGGACACGCCGGGAUGAAGAAGGGAAUGAUGUCAGAGAGAGUAAUGCCCGUAUUGUUAAAUGGUCUGAUGGCAGCAUGUCCUUACACUUGGGAAAUGAAGUUUUUGAUGUAUACAAAGCUCCACUGCAAGGGGACCACAACCAUCUCUUUAUCAGACAAGGAACAGGUUUACAGGGGCAGGCUGUAUUCAAAACCAAGCUUACAUUCAGGCCUCAUUCAACAGACAGUGCCACUCACAGGAAGAUGACACUGUCUCUGGCUGACAGGUGCUCUAAGACUCAGAAGAUCAGAAUACUUCCAAUGGCAGGACGUGAUCCUGAGUCUCAAAGAACUGAAAUGAUUAAGAAAGAAGAAGAGAGAUUGAGAGCCUCAAUCCGCAGAGAGUCUCAACAGCGCAGAGUAAAGGAGAAGCAGCACCAGCGUGGACUGAGCGCCAACUACCUGGAGCCUGAUCGCUAUGAUGAUGAGGAGGAAGGGGAUGAGUCUAUAAGCUUGGCAGCCAUUAAAAAUAGAUACAAAGGAGGAAGAGAGGAGCGUGCUCGCAUCUAUUCAUCGGACAGUGAUGAAGGCUCAGAUGAGGAUAAAGCUCAGAGGUUACUCAAGGCAAAGAAACUGAACAGUGAUGAAGAGGAAGGUGAACCUUCAAAUAAAAGAAAAGCAGACGAUGAAGACAAAGCAAAUAAGAAACCUAAGAAAUAUGUAGUUAGUGAUGAAGACGACGAGGAUGAGGAAUUGUAAUAUGUGUAUAUACUUUUUUUUUUUUUUUUUUAUCUGUACACUGUAGGUAAUAUUUUUGAAUUUGUCAAUCCUGUAACGGUCCCCCCCCCCCUUUUUUUUUUUUUUUUUUUUGCCCCCUGAUCCCAAUAAAUACAUUGUAGUAAUGUAUUCGCCAAUGUAUGCCUUCAGACAUUUCUGAUUCUAAGGAUUAACGCCUAUGCAAGACUAGUGGAUGGGUUUAUAUAAGUGGUGAUGCCACAACUUUCACACCUCCCAACCUGUUCUUGGAUAAUCUGCAUCUGACUUGGUGAUUGGAUUAGGAGAGGACUCUGUGGAUAUAAACGAUGGGUCUCUUCCCGACUCUCAUUAGAACUGAAGAAGUGGCUUGAUUAAGCUGCAAAACUUCUUCAGGAUUUCAGAACAAGUCCAGUUGAAUGUGGCUAGCGUCUAGUGUUUUCUUGGUUACCUUUUGUAAUAUGUGCAACACUAGUUUAUUGAAUGAAUUUGUGAAAUGUUGUUUUAAUGCUCCACACCAUUACGGCCUAGUUCAAACCCAAUCCCUAACACUAAAUCUGAACUAGUUUGAGGUCUAAGCAAUAAAACCUGUGUUCAUUUAUAAAUAAGAAAACUAAGACAGACCUGCAAUAGAUGCUGCGGUAAUGGAAAUUAACCUGACUUGGUUCUUGCCAAACCACUCAAAUGCUCUGACAUUACCUUUAAACCAAUACAUCUUAGUGCUGGAAAAACGGGUCUUAUGAGUAACGCUUUCAGAAUUCUAAAGGAGUUUCACAAACACCCUAAAGCUUUCUAUAAUGAGACUUCAAAGCUUCUGUGGAUACAUUUUUGGCGGACCUAGGCCUACUUCCUAUACCAUGCUGGUCACAACCCCAGAAGUUAAAGGAACCAUUAAAACCCUGGAAUCGGGGAUAAGACUGAGGGCUGAUUGCUUCAUAGCCCAAUAUUAAACCAUUUUUACACAUA